AUGAGCAGCAAAUCCUCCAACAUUUGCAUUCCCGUGCACAUGUUAACCAUGCUGAUGAUGCUUUCUUUCAUGUUAGCAUCCCCGUGUCCUACUGAUCAUGUUCAACAAUGUCAUAAUGCUUGGACUAAUUUUGCUUGCAACAAUGGACGUGUAGUUGAGAUAGACAUCGGUUACUGUGACGAAAGUGGCCUGAUAAAGGCAAUCAUUUCCUCAUUUCCGAGUGUUGAGAGGCUAGAAAUUUCACAUAGUAAUCUUAUAGGGAACAUCCUACAACAGAUUGACUUGCUGCAAAAUCUGACAUAUAUUUCUGUCUCAUGGAAUUAUAACACAGGAGGUACCUUUCCUGUAUACAUUACCAAUCUCACCCGAUUAGAACACCUUGACCUUUCAGAUAACAAUCUCAGCGGAAAUGUCCCAUCUCAGUUGUGGAGUCUCAAGAAUUUGAAGUUUUUGGAUCUUAGCUACAAUUGGUUGAACGGUCCAAUCCUUCAAUCUUUUGCUUCCAUGGUCAAUCUCACCCAAUUAAAACACCUUGACCUUUCUCAUAACAAAUUCAUUGGUACCCUCCCGUCUGAUCAGUUGUGGAGUCUCAAGAACUUGAAGUUUGUAGAUCUUGGCCACAAUCAGUUGACCGGUCCAAUCCUUCAAUCUUUUGCUUCCAUGGUCAAUCUCACCCGAUUAGAAUACCUUGCACUUUCAGGUAACAAAUUCAGUGGUACCCUCCCCUCUGAUCAGUUGUGGAGUCUCAAGAACUUGAAGUUCUUGGAUCUUAGCCACAAUCAGUUGACCGGUCCAAUCCUUCAAUCUUUUGAUUACAUGUUCAAUCUCACCCGAUUAGAAUACCUUGACCUUUCCCGUAACAGUUUAAAUGGUACCCUUCCAUCUCAAUUGUGGAGUCUCAAGAAUUUAUGGAUUCUGGAUCUUAGCCACAAUUGGUUGACCUAUCCAAUCCUUCAAUCUUUUGCUUCCAUGGUCAAUCUCACCCGAUUAGAAUACCUUGCACUUUCAGGUAACAAAUUCAGUAGUACCCUCCCGUCUGAUCAGUUGUGGAGUCUCAAGAACUUGAAGCUCUUGGAUCUUAGCCACAAUCAGUUGACCGGUCCAAUCCUUCAAUCUUUUGCUUCCAUGUUCAAUCUCACCCGAUUAGAAUACCUUGACCUUUCCAGUAACAGUUUAAAUGGUACCCUUCCAUCUCAAUUGUGGAGUCUCAAGAAUUUAGAGAUUCUGGAUCUUAACCAAAAUCAAUUGACCGGUCCAAUACUAACAUCUUUUCGUUCUAAGGUCGAUCUCACCAGAUUAGUACACAUCAACUUUUCCCGUAACAAUUUUAGUGGUACCCUACCAUCUCAGUUGGGGAGUCUCAAAAAUUUAGAAUUUCUGGAUCUUAGCAGAAACAGGUUAACCAGUCCAAUCCCUCCAUCUUUCGGUUCCAUGAUCAAUCUCAAAUUCCUAGACUUGAACACAAAUCAACUAAGAGGACCAAUUCCACAGGAACUUUGUAAUCUGCAAAACCUAGAAACAUUGAACCUUAGUAUGAAUAACAUCACUGGCUCCAUUCCUCCGCAUAUAGAUUAUUUGAAGAACAUAAAACAACUCGACCUUAAUCAUAACCAUCUUUCUGGUGUGAUUCAUCUCGAAUUCAGAAACUUGCCAAGACUCUCUCACCUUGAUUUUUCAUCAAACGGUUUGUCCGGGAAUGUAUCCUUUCAGUAUCCGUGCAGAUUAGAGUAUCUAGACCUCUCUCAUAAUUUCCUGACUGGUUACAACGGAUUAACUAGUUGCUACCAUUUAAGGUAUCUGGACCUUAGUGAUAAUAUUUUUGUUGGAGAAGCAGUUAACUGUUUUAAUUUCUUAUCGUUGGAGUACUAUAGUCUAAACGUGUCUGGGCUUGAUAGGGGAUAUUGUAAAAAAACUGACUAUGGAAGUGUUUAUGAAGGCAAGCCCUCCAAAGAACACAAACAUAUCCUCCUUUUGGAGAUUCUUCUUCCGAUGAUUGUUGGAUUUUGCUUCUUAGUGAUUGGUUAUGUGCUUUACCAUCACAAAAAGGCCACCAUGGAGAAAAGUCAACCAAAACUACAAAAACAUGGAGACGUGUGCUCGGUAUUGAAUUACGAUGGGACUCUUGCAUUCGAAGACUUCAUCAAGGCAACAGAAGACUUCGACCUCAAAUAUUGCAUUGGAACCGGUGGUUAUGGAAGUGUUUAUGAAGCGAAACUGCCUAACGGUAAAACAUUUGCUUUGAAGAAACUCCAUCGGUUUGAAGCCAAGCAACCAGCAUUUGACAAAAGUUUCAAGAACGAGAUUGAAGUCCUAACCAACCUAAGGCACAAAAACAUUGUGAAACUCUAUGGCUUUUGUUUGCAUAACCAAUGCAACUUCCUUGUAUAUGAAUACAUGGAAAAAGGAAGCUUAUUUUGUGCAUUGAGUGACAACGAAUUCGCUGUCAUGUUGGAUUGGAAGACAAGGGUAAACAUUAUCAAACAGGUAGCACAUGCUUUGUCGUACAUGCAUCAUGACUGCAGCCCACCCAUCAUUCAUCGAGACAUAUCAAGCAACAACAUUCUCUUGAACAAAGAAAUGGAAGGAUUUGUUGCCGACUUUGGAGCAGCCAAAUUGCUCGACCCUGAUUCAUCCAACCAAACCGUUGUUGUAGGAACUUUGGGAUACAUUGCUCCAGAACUUGCAUAUAACAUCAUUGUGAACGAAAAAUGUGAUGUGUAUAGCUUUGGAGUGCUUGCACUUGAAAUAAUUGGAGGGAAGCAUCCUGGAGACUUCCUAACGUCUCUCAACUGUUCUAACCGAGAAGGUGCAACUUUGGAAAACAUAUUUGACAAGAGACUCCCUUAUCCAACUGAUGACAGACGGAUUAAAAUGGAAAUUCUCCGUGUUUAUGAUGUUGCACUAGCAUGCAUUCGCGUGGACCCGAAGUCUCGUCCGACAAUGGGAAACGUCUCUCAGGAAUUAUCCAAGUGAUGAGUCACCAUAUGUACUUAAUGACCAUAUCUUUGUUUCGGUACCUCCCGAUUAAAACUUCUUUCAA
Lactuca saligna is the source of this 3040-nucleotide messenger RNA. The record is from the annotation of a GenBank genome assembly. NCBI's taxonomy places the organism in Eukaryota, Viridiplantae, Streptophyta, Magnoliopsida, Asterales, Asteraceae.